AUGUUUGAGAAACUCUCCAAAUAGUGAGUAUUGAAUUGUGAUCUUGAAAGACAAGGCGAAAGUUAUUUUGAAACUGCCAUGGCUGUUAAGACUAGCUCCAUGCUUGAUCAACCAGCUCCGGAGUAGGUUUGCCAGCUAGCUUGUGCAGAGGGUUGAAAACCUCCAGUCCAUAUCCAGUCUCUUUGGUGCUAUGCUCAUGAUGACAGUCUUUAACCGGCCUAGUUAUGCUUCUCAACAAACUGGCUAAUACGGUGUCUGUGUAGAUGGCAUGUGAUUUGGAAUGGGACGUUGUCUGUGUAGAUGGCAUGUGAUUUGGAAUGGGACGUUGUCUGUGUAGAUGGUAUGUGAUUUGGAAUGGGACGUUGUCUGUGUAGAUGGCAUGUGAUUUGGAAUGGGACGGUGUCUGUGUAGAUGGCAUGUGAUUUGGAAUGGGACGGUGUCUGUGUAGAUGGCAUGUGAUUUGGAAUGGGACGUUGUCUGUGUAGAUGGCAUGUGAUUUGGAAUGGGACGUUGUCUGUGUAGAUGGUAUGUGAUUUGGAAUGGGACGUUGUCUGUGUAGAUGGCAUGUGAUUUGGAAUGGGACGGUGUCUGUGUAGAUGGAAUGGGACGUUGUCUGUGUAGAUGGCAUGUGAUUUGGAAUGGGACGUUGUCUGUGUAGAUGGUAUGUGAUUUGGAAUGGGACGGUGUCUGUGUAGAUGGCAUGUGAUUUGGAAUGGGACGUUGUCUGUGUAGAUGGCAUGUGAUUUGGAAUGGGACGUUGUCUGUGUAGAUGGAAUGUGAUUUGGAAUGGGACGUUGUCUGUGUAGAUGGAAUGUGAUUUGGAAUGGGACGUUGUCUGUGUAGAUGGUAUGGGACGGUGUCUGUGUAGAUGGCAUGUGAUUUGGAAUGGGACGUUGUCUGUGUAGAUGGUAUGGGACGUUGUCUGUGUAGAUGGAAUGGGACGGUGUCUGUGUAGAUGGAAUGGGACGUUGUCUGUGUAGAUGGCAUGUGAUUUGGAAUGGGGACGUUGUCUGUGUAGAUGGUAUGUGAUUUGGAAUGGGACGUUGUCUGUGUAGAUGGCCUGUGAUUUGGAAUGGGACGGUGUCUGUGUAGAUGGCAUGUGAUUUGGAAUGGGACGUUGUCUGUGUAGAUGGAAUGGGACGUUGUCUGUGUAGAUGGAAUGGGACGUUGUCUGUGUAGAUGGUAUGGGACGUUGUCUGUGUAGAUGGUAUGGGACGUUGUCUGUGUAGAUGGAAUGGGACGUUGUCUGUGUAGAUGGCCUGUGAUUUGGAAUGGGACGUUGUCUGUGUAGAUGGCCUGUGAUUUGGAAUGGGACGGUGUCUGUGUAGAUGGCAUGUGAUUUGGAAUGGGACGUUGUCUGUGUAGAUGGAAUGGGACGUUGUCUGUGUAGAUGGCAUGUGAUUUGGAAUGGGACGUUGUCUGUGUAGAUGGCAUGUGAUUUGGAAUGGGACGUUGUCUGUGUAGAUGGCAUGUGAUUUGGAAUGGGACGUUGUCUGUGUAGAUGGAAUGUGAUUUGGAAUGGGACGUUGUCUGUUUAGAUGGCAUGUGAUUUGGAAUGGGACGUUGUCUGUGUAGAUGGUAUGUGAUUUGGAAUGGGACGUUGUCUGUGUAGAUGGCAUGUGAUUUGGAAUGGGACGUUGUCUGUGUAGAUGGCAUGUGAUUUGGAAUGGGACGGUGUCUGUGUAGAUGGCAUGUGAUUUGGAAUGGGACGGUGUCUGUGUAGAUGGCAUGGGACGUUGUCUGUGUAGAUGGAAUGGGACGUUGUCUGUGUAGAUGGCAUGUGAUUUGGAAUGGGACGGUGUCUGUGUAGAUGGCAUGGGACGUUGUCUGUGUAGAUGGAAUGGGACGUUGUCUGUGUAGAUGGCAUGUGAUUUGGAAUGGGACGGUGUCUGUGUAGAUGGCAUGUGAUUUGGAAUGGGACGGUGUCUGUGUAGAUGGCAUGUGAUUUGGAAUGGGACGUUGUCUGUGUAGAUGGCAUGUGAUUUGGAAUGGGACGUUGUCUGUGUAGAUGGCAUGUGAUUUGGAAUGGGACGGUGUCUGUGUAGAUGGAAUGGGACGUUGUCUGUGUAGAUGGCAUGUGAUUUGGAAUGGGACGUUGUCUGUGUAGAUGGCAUGUGAUUUGGAAUGGGGACGUUGUCUGUGUAGAUGGCAUGUGAUUUGGAAUGGGGACGUUGUCUGUGUAGAUGGCAUGUGAUUUGGAAUGGGACGUUGUCUGUGUAGAUGGCAUGUGAUUUGGAAUGGGGACGUUGUCUGUGUAGAUGGCAUGUGAUUUGGAAUGGGACGGUGUCUGUAUAGAUGGAAUGGGACGUUGUCUGUGUAGAUGGAAUGGGACGUUGUCUGUGUAGAUGGCAUGUGAUUUGGAAUGGGACGGUGUCUGUGUAGAUGGCAUGUGAUUUGGAAUGGGACGUUGUCUGUGUAGAUGGCAUGUGAUUUGGAAUGGGACGUUGUCUGUGUAGAUGGCAUGUGAUUUGGAAUGGGACGGUGUCUGUGUAGAUGGCAUGUGAUUUGGAAUGGGACGGUGUCUGUGUAGAUGGCAUGUGAUUUGGAAUGGGACGGUGUCUGUGUAGAUGGCAUGUGAUUUGGAAUGGGACGUUGUCUGUGUAGAUGGCAUGUGAUUUGGAAUGGGGACGUUGUCUGUGUAGAUGGCAUGUGAUUUGGAAUGGGACGGUGUCUGUGUAGAUGGCAUGUGAUUUGGAAUGGGACGGUGUCUGUGUAGAUGGCAUGUGAUUUGGAAUGGGACGUUGUCUGUGUAGAUGGCAUGUGAUUUGGAAUGGGACGGUGUCUGUGUAGAUGGAAUGGGACGUUGUCUGUGUAGAUGGCAUGUGAUUUGGAAUGGGACGGUGUCUGUGUAGAUGGAAUGGGACGUUGUCUGUGUAGAUGGCAUGUGAUUUGGAAUGGGGACGUUGUCUGUGUAGAUGGCAUGUGAUUUGGAAUGGGACGUUGUCUGUGUAGAUGGCAUGUGAUUUGGAAUGGGACGUUGUCUGUAUAGAUGGAAUGGGACGUUGUCUGUGUAGAUGGCAUGUGAUUUGGAAUGGGACGUUGUCUGUGUAGAUGGCAUGUGAUUUGGAAUGGGACGUUGUCUGUUUAGAUGGCAUGUGAUUUGGAAUGGGACGGUGUCUGUGUAGAUGGCAUGUGAUUUGGAAUGGGACGUUGUCUGUGUAGAUGGUAUGUGAUUUGGAAUGGGACGUUGUCUGUGUAGAUGGAAUGGGACGUUGUCUGUGUAGAUGGUAUGUGAUUUGGAAUGGGACGAUAUUCUCUGAAUCUACAAUGACGGUGUGUGACACCUUCCCCUUUUCUGUCCACAGCAUUGGUGAGAACAUCAAACUCCUUGUGGAUAGACCUGAUGGGACAUAUUGCUUCAGACUUCACAAUGACCGUGUGUAUUACAUCAGGUAAACAAUGCUUUAGUUAUUGUUAGGAUUUUCUAUGGAUAUUAUAAAGCUGGCUACUUCAUGAUCGUCUCUUUGUAAACAUGUGAUAUAGAUGCCGAUGAAAAUGGGUAGCUAAGAUAUUAUCUUGUUUCCACUUUUUUUUGUAUCAGUGAGAGAAUUCUGAAGUUGGCGACCAACAUCUCCCGUGAUAAGUUGGUGUCGGUGGGUACCUGCUUUGGGAAGUUCACCAAGACCAUUAAGUUCCGCCUGCACAUCACAGCGCUGGACUUCCUGGCACCGUAUGCCAAGGUAAACAACAAGCAUGGAGCUCUGACAUGUCAGUGUGUAUAAUGAUAACCAGAGGUCAUGUUAGAAGUGGAGAUGUUGUUAAAUGGCACUGACGACAGCCAGUUGAGGACUAGAGGUUUAAAGUUCGAUAAUCAUAUUUGUGUAGGCUUUAAAAUGAACAUCAAAUCCUCUGUAGCUCAAUUGGUAGAGCACGGCGCUAGUAACGCCAGGGUAGUGGGUUCGAUCCCCGGGACCACCCAUACGUAAAAAUGUAUGCACACAUGACUGUAAGUCGCUUUGGAUAAAAGCGUCUGCUAAAUGGCAUAUUAUAUUAUUAUAAAACCAAUAUCUCUCUGAAAACCUACAGGAUGUCAGUUAAGACGUUGGUAGUACUGUAAUAAGACUAUUCUCUGAGUAACUGAACCCUCUGUGUGUUCAGUUCAAGGUGUGGGUGAAGCCUGGGCAGGAGCAGUCCUUCCUCUAUGGGAACCACGUGUUGAAGUCUGGUCUGGGGAGGAUCACAGAGAACACUAAUAACACUAUUCUCUGAGUAACUGAACCCUCUGUGUGUUCAGUUCAAGGUGUGGGUGAAGCCUGGGCAGGAGCAGUCCUUCCUCUAUGGGAACCACGUGUUGAAGUCUGGUCUGGGGAGGAUCACAGAGAACACUAACCAGUACCAGGGAGUGGUGGUCUAUUCCAUGGCAGACGUACCACUGGUGAGUUGGCCCUCCCUGCACAUACUGUACAUUCAUUAUCCAAUAAAUUCACAUCAACAUAUAGGGCAGGUUUCCUCAGACAGAGGUUAACUAGUCAGACUAAAAAAGCGUUUUCAAAUGCUUUUUGGUCCAGGACUAGGCUUAAUCUGUAUGGUAAACCGGCCCAGACUGGACUAGGCUUAAUCUGUAUGGUAAACCGGCCCAGACUGGACUAGGCUUAAUCUGUAUGGUAAACCGGCCCAGACUGGACUAGGCUUAAUCUGUAUGGUAAACCGGCCCAGACUGGACUAGGCUUAAUCUGUAUGGUAAACCGGCCCAGACUGGACUAGGCUUAAUCUGUAUGGUAAACCGGCCCAGAUUGGACUAGGCUUAAUCUGUAUGGUAAACCGGCCCAGAUUGGACUAGGCUUAAUCUGUAUGGUAAACCGGCCCAGAUUGGACUAGGCUUAAUCUGUAUGGUAAACCGGCCCAGAUUGGUCUAGGCUUAAUCUGUAUGGUAAACCGGCCCAGACUGGACUAGGCUUAAUCUGUAUGGUAAACCGGCCCAGAUUGGACUAGGCUUAAUCUGUAUGGUAAACCGGCCCAGAUUGGACUAGGCUUAAUCUGUAUGGUAAACCGGCCCAGAUUGGACUAGGCUUAAUCUGUAUGGUAAACCGGCCCAGAUUGGACUAGGCUUAAUCUGUAUGGUAAACCGGCCCAGACUGGACUAGGCUUAAUCUGUAUGGUAAACCGGCCCAGAUUGGACUAGGCUUAAUCUGUAUGGUAAACCGGCCCAGACUGGACUAGGCUUAAUCUGUAUGGUAAACCGGCCCAGACUGGACUAGGCUUAAUCUGUAUGGUAAACCGGCCCAGACUGGACUAGGCUUAAUCUGUAUGGUAAACCGGCCCAGACUGGACUAGGCUUAAUCUGUAUGGUAAACCGGCCCAGACUGGACUAGGCUUAAUCUGUAUGGUAAACCGGCCCAGACUGGACUAGGCUUAAUCUGUAUGGUAAACCAGCCCAGAUUGGACUAGGCUUAAUCUGUAUGGUAAACCGCCCCAGACUGGACUAGGGUUAAUCUGUAUGGUAAACCGGCCCAGACUGGACUAGGCUUAAUCUGUAUGGUAAACCGGCCCAGACUGGACUAGGCUUAAUCUGUAUGGUAAACCGGCCCAGAUUGCCAGUUUUACACCGCAUCUCUUUUGGAUAGUGAUCAUUUGACGGUUGGUUGCUCCUUCAUUUGACGGUUGGUUGCUCCUUCAUUUGACGGUUGGUUGCUCCUUCAUACAAGCUUGUUGAAGACGUUGCAAACAAGCUAUGUGGAGCUAAUAUCUAAGUCAUCAACAAUCUUAACGUCUACUAAUUUGUGGGUUUUUGUUUGUCCACCCGCCUCUUGAGGAUUGACCACAAGUUCUCAAUGGGAUUAAGGUCUGGGGAGUUUCCUGGCCAUGGACCCAAAAUGUCGAUGUUUUGUUCCCCGAGCCACUUAGUUAUCACUUUUGCCUUAUGGCAAGGUGCUCCAUCAUGCUGGAAAAGGCAUUGUUCGUCACCAAACUGUUCUUGGAUGGUUGGGAGAAGUUGCUCUCGGAGGAUGUGUUGGUACCAUUCUUUAUUCAUGGCUGUGUUCUUAGGCAAAAUUUUGAGUGAGCCCACUCCCUUGGCUGAGAAGCAACCCCACACAUUAAUGGUCUCAGGAUGCUUUACUGUUGGCAUGACACAGGACUGAUGGUAGCGCUCACCUUGUCUUCUCCGGACAAGGUGUUUUCCGGAUGCCCCAAACAAUCGGAAAGGGGAUUCAUCAGAGAAAAUGACUUUACCCCAGUCCUCAGCAGUCCAAUCCCUGUACCUUUUGCAGAAUAUCAGUCUGUCCCUGAUGUUUUUCCCGGAGAUAAGUGUCUUCUUUGCUGCCCUUCUUGACACCAAGCCAUCCUCCAAAAGUAUUCGCCUCACUGUGCAUGCAGAUGCACUCACACCUGCCUGCUGCCAUUCCUGAGCAAGCUCUGCACUGGUGGUGCCCCAAUCCCGCAGCUGAAUCAACUUAAGGAGACGGUCCUGGCGCUUGCUGGACUUUCUUGGGCGCCCUGACGCCUUCUUCACAACAAUUGAACCUCUCUCCUUGAAGUUCUUGAUGAUCGGAUAAAUGGUUGAUUUAGGUGCAAUCUUACUAGCAGCAAUAUCCUUGCCUGUGAAGCCCUUUUUGUGCAAAGCGAUGAUGACGGCACGUGUUUCCUUGCAGGUAAGCAUGGUUAACAGAGGAAGAACAUUGAUUUCAAGCACCACCCUCCUUUUAAAGCUUCCAGUCUGUUAUUCUAACUCAAUCAGCGUGACAGAGUGAUCUCCAGCCUUGUCCUCGUCAACACUCUCACCUGUGUUAAUGAGAGAAUCAGUGACAUGAUGGCAGCUGGUCCUUUUGUGGCAGGGCUGAAAUGCAGUGGAAAUGUUUUUUGAGGGAUUAAGUUCAUUUUCAUGGCAAAGAGGGACUUUGCAAUUCAUCUGAUCACUUUUCAUGACAUUCUGGAGUAUAUGCAAAUUGCCAUCAUCAAAACUGAGGCAGCGGACUUUUGUGAAAAUUAGUAUUUGUGUCAUUCUCAAAACUUUUGACCACGACUGUAGGUAACCAUUAGAGAAUUAUAUUUGACAGUCAUGUGCAGGUUUGACUCAACUGAACGUGCCCCUCUGUCUUCCACAGGGUUUCGGAGUGGCAGCCAAGUCGACCCAGGAGUGCAGGAGAGUGGACCCCUUGUCCAUCGUUGUGUUCCACCAGGCGGACAUUGGAGAGUUCAUCAGGUCUGAGGACACGCUCACAUAG
Messenger RNA from Coregonus sp. 'balchen', 7163 nucleotides. The record is from the annotation of a GenBank genome assembly. NCBI's taxonomy places the organism in Eukaryota, Metazoa, Chordata, Actinopteri, Salmoniformes, Salmonidae.